UUACAAUUGAUAUCCUCAUGACUGUAUGCGUAAAGCUCUGACCUUUAAACUCAGGUUUAUUGUGUUUUAUUACAUCACAGGCAGAAGAUCAAGAGUUCAACAUCACCAUGCGGACAACGAAGAAACUCUCAGGAACUUUUCACCGUGGGGGUUCACACCUUCAGCUCUGCAGCCUGUGAUUUCACCUUUUUUUGAGCGACUUUAAUCAGCUGACCUGUAUGCAUGAUGCAAAACUGUGACGUCGAAGUUUUGUGAAGCCGCUGGGGAAAGUUUUUCACCGACCUCCUUCCUCUUGUCUGUCGGGGUCUCCUCACCUGGUUUGCAGCCACUCCCAGCCGGCGCAGAGCCUCUCGCGGCUCUGAGGAUGGGGACACCUGGAGCUCUGCCUGUUUGGAAAGCCACGAUUUUCCUCUUUAACUUCAUCUCAGCUGCUGUGGCCAAAAGACACGUCGUGUAUUGGAAUUCUACAAACACAAGGUUAACAGCAGGAGAUCUGUCCAUCCAGGUGAAUCUGAAUGACUACCUGGACAUUUACUGCCCGCACUACCCCGAUAAGGGGAGCCAGGGCCCCGGGCAGCCGGAGACGCUGGCCCUCUACCUGGUGGGAGAGACAUCUUUCCAGGGCUGUGUGGAGACCAGAGGGGCCAUAAAGAGGUGGGAGUGUAACACCCCCUACGCUCCGUUUGGACCAGUGCGAUUUUCUGAGAAGAUCCAGAGGUUCACUCCCUUCUCGCUGGGGUUUGAGUUUCUGCCAGGGCGCCACUAUUACUACAGCUCUCUACCCGCAGAUGAAGGCCCUCCUCUGCCAUGUAUGAAGUUGCGUGUCACCGUGUGCUGCGAGCCCACAUCAGAGGGUUCAAAACAAAUACAAGAAACUGUACGUGGAAGUAGCGCCUGCUCACUGAGGACAGCUUCACCUCCACUCCUCCUCACACUCAUCCUCCUCCUGCUGACUACCUGACCUCCUCCUCGUCCGUCCUCACCGCCGACCUCGCACCCGUUCUCCACCGAGACUGGGAGUUAUUUACUCGGACGUUCAAGUACACAAUCUACGCUCAGACAGUGAAUGACACGAUGCAAUCUAUGCCAAGCUACUGCAAAAUGACACGUAAUACCUUGUGGCUGGUUUACCUGCGAAAUUCCAGAAAGAACCGGCUCGUCUUCUCAAAAACGGGGCCACAGUGACUCAGGGACCGACACGCCGAAUCACACUGAUUCAUAUCUUGUUGUUUUCCUUCUCCCACCAGCUGUGUACGUAGCAGCACAGAGUAUUGCACAGGCCUCGUCGCAGGACUCAUGUCCCACUCUGAUGCCAGGAGAACAAUGAGUCUGUCAGGAAUCGUUCCAAAAAAGUUUCCUCACUUUUUCAUCUGUUUCCUCGUCCUGUUUCUCAUUUUCUGCUCAUUGUGUCGCUUUUAUUUCUUUUUGAGAACCUGCCUCCUUUGCAAAAGUGGCCAAAUAAACAUACUACUGUACUGAGUGGCUCAGGGUGGAGGUCAGUCAGUUAGACGGUGACUGUUUUUUUUAUUCUUUACAUGUUUAGACAUAAAGAAAUGACACAUUUUUUUACUGUCACAUUUGCAUCUGAUUAAGACAAACUUGUGAAACAUUUUUAAUUAAUUAGAUUCUGGAUAUAAAGGUGUUUUUAAGAGGAAAUGUUGGAAUAUUCUGGAAUAGUCAAACAGGGUUGCUGCGCCCCCUACUGGGAUCAAACUGGUUUAACUGGAGUUGGACUGGGUUGGCCAGAAACUCAGAAACUGGACACUAGAUUGUGGUGCUGUGAGGUAAUAAUGGGACCUGGGACAGAGUUUGUCCUCUCUGAUUGGACCCCCUGUUGUUCAGCUCUCUCUGCUUCAAAAUACAGCACAGGACAGAGGGGUUUAUGGGUAAACGGAGAGCAUCAGCGCGCCUCGCUCCACUGAACGGACCACUGAGGAGGCUGUUUGGUUGAUGCUUCCAGUGACCAACCAGGUGUGCAGAUAUGCACAUAAGCUUUUUGUUCCUUUUGUUGUUGUUGUUGUUUUUCCUUUUUUCUAGCCAUGAUUUUCAGUUUUACUGUGUGGUUAAUAUAUUCUGCAAAACGAAACGUAUUAAUGACACUGUUCAAUUUUUAGCUACACAGUUCCGUUUUUAAUUUUUAAUUACAAAUGAUCUUUGAUAUUUGAGUCCAAAAGUCUGAUAAAAGACAUAUUUUUUUGCAUACACAAACAGUGAUUUAUGUUCUGGAUAUAUAUGUAUGUACUGGUAUUUUUUAAUAUGCUCUGCUACAAUGUAGUUUCACAAGUUAAACGAUGUGGGUUUUUUUGCCAAACUUUUUCUUUUUCUAAGUAAUCACUAAUUGACCAUCAUAAAUUAAGAAAAAAUGUCAUCAUAAUGAAUCAAAAAUCCAUUUAUUCUUAAAUUCAAAUAACAGAUAAUGUAGAUGUGAAUUUUAAUUCAAUGAAGUUUAUAUAUUUAUAAAAUUACGUAAUGAUUUCCCCACAAUAUUUAAACUCAGAAAAUGCUAAUUGUUUUAUUUAUUAAACAUUUUUCUCUGAAAAAAAAAGCAAAAACUACAUUGUUAGCACUUAAUAUAUUUGUCCUCGUGCUGUAAAACACACCAGUCAUGCCAAUUUUUUAUGUUCA
Molecule: messenger RNA, 2625 nt
Organism: Plectropomus leopardus (leopard coralgrouper)
Lineage: Eukaryota; Metazoa; Chordata; Actinopteri; Perciformes; Serranidae
Gene: efna4
Product: ephrin A4
Biological process (GO): axon guidance; ephrin receptor signaling pathway
Cellular component (GO): plasma membrane
Molecular function (GO): ephrin receptor binding
Source: RefSeq, a predicted model, not a curated record